AUGUCAGACAACUACGGGAGCUUUCAGACAGAAAUCUAUGGCAAGGGUGCCAUGAUGGGCAUCCUGCCCAAUGUGACCACCGACCCCCGCCUACUGGAGGAACAAGCAAGGAAAUCGCUGGGCGUGCGAUCAUUCAAUUAUGUCUCCGGAGGUGCAGGCGAGAAAGCCACGAUGGAUAGCAACCGGCUCGCAUUUCGGCAGUGGAAGCUCAUCCCCAAGAUGAUGCGAAACCAGAUGGAAAAACAGGAUGUGUCGAUUGAGCUGUUCGGCCAGAAAUACGAUAACCCACUCAUCAUGGCACCGGUCGGCGUCCAGAGCCUCUUCCACGGAGACAAGGAGACCGGUCUUGCCGAGGCAUGCGCCGAAGUCGGCGUGCCCUAUACCCUGAGCACAGCGAGCACCAGCUCGAUUGAAGACGUCGCGACCGCCAACGGCGACGGCAAAAGAUGGUACCAGCUAUACUGGCCACAGGACAAUGAGAUCACGAAGUCGCUGCUAAAGCGCGCCAAGGAGAACGGCUUCUCGGUCCUGGUGGUUACGCUGGAUACAUGGUCGCUGGCAUGGCGUCCUGCGGACUUGGAUAACGCGUAUAUUCCAUUCAUCAAGGGCGUGGGGAACCAAAUCGCAUUCAGCGAUCCGGUCUUCCGCGCGAAAUUUGAAAAGGAGUCCGGCACGACCGUCGAGGAUGAUAUCGUGGGUGCGUCGCGGGCGUGGCUGGCGGAUGUGUUCUCGGGUCGUGCGCACACUUGGGAGGACCUCGCAUUUUUACGGGAGCAGUGGGAUGGGCCGAUUGUGCUGAAGGGGAUCCAACAUGUGGACGAUGCGAAAAAGGCUCUGGAGUGCGGCUGUGAUGGCAUCGUGGUUUCCAAUCAUGGAGGCCGCCAGGUGGACGGAGCCAUUGGCUCGCUGGACGUCCUGCCCGAGAUUGUCGACGCGGUCGGCGAAAAGAUGACCGUGCUGUUCGACUCGGGCAUUCGCACUGGCGCGGAUGUCGUCAAGGCCUUGUGUCUGGGGGCUAAGGCAGUGCUAGUCGCGCGGCCGGUCAUCUACGGGCUGAGCAUUGAUGGCAGCAACGGUGCGAAGCAGGUGUUGAAGGGGCUUCUCGCAGAUCUGUGGCAGAGCAUGGGCCUGAGUGGAAUCCUAAAUGUUGCUGAAUGCGACCGGAGCAAGAUUCGCAAGGUGGUGUAUGGGGGCGACGUGAAGGCGAUGAUGUGA
This is a messenger RNA of Penicillium riverlandense, 1215 nucleotides long. RefSeq names its product lactate 2-monooxygenase. The transcript is spliced from 4 exons. The record is from RefSeq and is a predicted model, not a curated record. Gene Ontology annotation, molecular function: oxidoreductase activity; FMN binding. Lineage: Eukaryota; Fungi; Ascomycota; Eurotiomycetes; Eurotiales; Aspergillaceae. Bases 1 to 1215 code for a protein of 404 amino acids.